Rotaria sp. Silwood2 is the source of this 1530-nucleotide messenger RNA. The record is from the annotation of a GenBank genome assembly. Lineage: Eukaryota; Metazoa; Rotifera; Eurotatoria; Philodinida; Philodinidae.
AUGCUUAAAUCACAAUCAACAUCAGUAACAAAUCCAAGAGCAGAUGGUGAACUUUGUCGAAAUGCUUGUGGUUUCUAUGGAAAUAAAAUAUGGGAUGGAUUUUGUAGUAAAUGUUAUCGUGAAGUAUAUCAACAAGCAAGACAAAUUCAAGAAGUGUAUGAUGGAAAAUUAAGUAAUUCAACUUCAGAUGGCACGCCACCAUCAUCUGUUCAAUCAUCUCCAUCAUUUUCAAGUUUUCAAGAAAAACGUCGUACUAAUAUGAAUAUGCGUAAUCCUAUUCGACAAAUGGUUAAUCGAGCUGGUAGUCUUCGAUCAACAAGCAAUUCAGUAAUAUCAUCGUUAAUGAAUGAAGAACAUGUUGUAGAAAAUGAAGCUGCAAGUAAACAUUUAGAUGUAAUGACAACAGAUGAUGCACGUCUUGAUAUUAAAUCUCAAGUAAAAGCUUUUGCAAAUAGUUUUCAUAAAAAAUGUUUGAAUAAAAAUUAUCAAAUUGAUACACUUAUACAAGAUUAUGGAUCAUUUAAAGAUGCAUUAAAAAAACGUUUACAAACAAAUCCAAUAUAUCGAGAUGAAAAUGAAGAUUUAUUUCUUCGUGUUCGUGAUUAUCUUGAAAAAAUAAUUUUUUCACGUGAUUAUUCAUUAAUAUUUAAUCGUAUUGCUAUUGCAUGUGAAGAAAAAGAUUUAUCAAUACAAAAUCGAAUAUCAUCACUUCAUUGGAUAACAGCAACAAUGUUAGAUACAGUACUUAAUGAAAAUAUAACUAUUGCACGUGAAGCUAUUUAUAAAGCUAUUAAUGCUUUAAUUGAACUUGAUUCUAAAACAACACCACAAGGAAAAAUUCAUUCAAUAAUGGAAUGUAAAACAUGUAUUGAAGAAGCAAUACGUGCUAGUAGUAGUAGUAGUGGAAUAAAUGCUGAUAGUUUCCUUCCAGCACUUAUAUUUAUUGUAUUAAAAGCUAAACCACCACGUUUACAUUCAAAUAUACAAUUUUUAAGUCAUUUUUCUCAACCAAGUGGUGAACAACUUUAUUAUUUAGCUAAUCUUGAUUCAGCUGUUCGUUUUAUUGAACUUUUACAAGCUCAACAUCUUGGUUUAUCAUCGGAUGAUUUUUCUUUAUAUAUGCGUGGUGAACCAGUAUUACCAUCAAAAUUUCAUACUUUAUUUGAUUCUUCAUUAUCAAAUGACUCAAAUAAUGAACAAUUACGAAAAAGAUUUAUACUUUAUCAUGAACUUGAUCAUCAUUGUGAAAAAUUUGAUGAAAAUAUUCUUGAUUUUACUCGACGUUUAACACAAACAGUAACUGAUGUACAAGAAUUAUUAAAUGGUACAUAUGCACGUUAUCCAAAUUUUGAAAAAAUUCCACAAUUAAUUGAUAUUGAAAAUAAUGAACAAGUAGAAGAUAUAUCGAAAAAUACAAACAAUGAAAAAGAUAUUAUUGAUAUAUUAGAUGAAUCAACAGCAGAAAAUGAACAAUUACCGGAACCAUUAGCACCUGAAAUAGUACAACAACAAACAAACAAUGAUAAUUGA